CAAUUCUGUGAUCCAUCAAUGGCCGCCACAAGUUUUUCAACAAAAAGUGAUUUACAUUAACAUUAAAUAUAACAAUUAUUAUAUUAACAGUUAUAUCAAAAACACCUAUGAGAUAAAUCCUAAAUAAUAAUUUCUGACUGAUAAUCUUUUUAAAAAUGUUCAGAUUUUUGAGCGGAAAAAGGAAAAACACUGCUCAUAACCAGGGAAACAAGGUUGAUUCAAGAAAUGGUACCUAUAAUAAAAACUUAUUAGUGUGCAAGGUGGUACUUUUGGAUGGUUCUGAACUUUCAAGAGAAUUGUCGAAAAAAGCUCUUGCUGGAGAUUUAUAUGAACAAGUCUUUUAUUCCUUGGAUAUUAUAGAGAAGGAAUAUUUUGGUCUCCAAUUUACAGAUGUAAAUCAUGUCAAACAUUGGCUAGACCCAAAUAAACUUAUAAGAAAGCAAUUAAAAAUCGGACCACCAUAUACUUUGUUUCUGAAGGUGAAGUUUUAUUCAUCUGAGCCCAGUAAUCUUCGAGAAGAGCUGACUCGUUAUCAAUUUUUCCUACAACUCAAACAGGAUGUACUUGAUGGAAAAAUUGAUUGCCCCAAACAGACUGCUGUGGAACUUGCAGCUCUUGCAUUACAAUCUGAACUGGGAGAUUAUGAUGAGACUCAACAUACUGCUGGUACAGUAUCUGAGUUUCGUUUUGUUCCAGACCAAACAGAAGAGAUGGAGAUUGAUAUUCUGAAUGAGUUCCAGAAGGUUAGGGGACUGACCCCUGCUCAGGCUGAGAUGCAAUAUCUCAACAAGAUAAAGUGGCUGGAAAGCUAUGGAGUUGACACCCAUAUAGUUCUGGGGAAAGAUGGUAAUGAAUAUAAGUUAGGUCUGACGCCAACAGGUAUACUAUUAUAUGAAGGAAAACAAAAAAUUGGACUCUUUUUUUGGCCUAAAAUAACUAAACUGAACUUCAAGAAGAAAAAAUUAACCAUUGUUGUUGUGGAAGAUGAUGAUGAUGGCAGGGAGCAAGAACACACAUUUGUGUUCAGAUUACACAACGAAAAAGCAUGCAAACACCUCUGGAAGUGUGCUGUUGAGCACCACGGCUUCUUUAGACUUCAAGAACCGGUGAAAGGUGGCUCAGCGAGACAGAAUUUCUUCCGAAUGGGUUCCAGAUUCCGUUACUCUGGCAAGACUGAAUACCAGAGUGCCCAUAGAAGUAGGGCCAGACGAACCAUACAGUUAGAAAGGAAACCAAGUCAAAGAUAUGGCAGGCGACAAAGUCACAUUUUGAGAGAGAAGCAGCUGAAGGAACAAGCAGCCAUAAAGGAAAAUGUCCCUGAUCUUGCAGAAGUCCCAUCUGCCUCUGUUCGUUGCAGUGGCCGAUCGGUGAAAUCCAACACUUCUACGAAUACUAACACUGAUUCAAUUUACGCAAAGGUGAAUGAAGAUACCACGAAACCCAUGACCCCCACAGGACCUGAGAGUAUUGGACUUGUCAGUCAGAUCAGCUUUGAGAAGUCUUCAGUUGGAAGAGGUUCCUUUGGUCAGAAUUCUGUUGGUAAGGGAUCUGUGGCUUCGGGUUGCGGGAGCCGCGUGUGUUCUCCUACAGGAAGUAAAAACGGAACAUUGACUAGAAACAAACAGAAAAAUUCCAACCUCAUAUCGACCGGAACACCACCUGUGAGCCCUACCUCUGAUCCUCAACUCGACCUGUUAAUUAUGAGUUUAGCAAAAGAAACACUGACUGGGAUCAACACAAAGACAGAUAACGAUUUGAAUAAACUUGAAGAUUCUGAAAUUGAUUCCAAAAAACUCUUGUGCGAGAUACCAAAUAACAUUAAAUCAUCUGGAACGGCGAAACCAUUACUCCCUGGUCAACUUACUUGCAAUAUUCUCAAAGCCUACACAAAGCAAGAGGAACCUUCCUUGGUAUCUCCAUCCUUUGGCUCAAAAUUGACAAACCAGAUGUUUGUAGCAGCUCCAACUAGCGAUGAAAGCAACCUGAAUUCUCUCAAUGCUGCUACGUUUGUAUCAGUGGGAGGAGACAAGUUGACCCUGUCUGUAAGUGGACCACCAAAUUCAAAUCAUACCCAGAACAAUUCUCAGCAAGAGCAAAAGAGAUGUACAACUCCAGUGACGGUCACUUUCUUUGGACAUAAUGAUAAAGGUGGACUGGAAAAAUGUCUCUUAGACACUUCCAACGAUGGCAAACAACCUUUGAGUCUAAUGAGCAGCAGUUCCUACACAGAGGAUGAGGAAAACGGAUCCUCUAGUACCAAUAAUGGUCCAGAAAGCUUAACCAACUCUGAGGAAAGCUCAAAUCCAUUUUUGGACUCCACCAAUCCAUUCCUUAUUUCAAACCCGUUUGGUCCCAAUAACCCCUUCAUUGUUGAAAAUAAAGUGGGUAUCGAACUUGAUGUAUGUCCUGAAGAGAUAGAAAAAGGAACAGAUUCUGAACCAUCAAGAAUAUCCAAUGGAAGUUCUACUGUGGUCUCCAAGGUUUCACCUUGGUUGGUUUCUUCAGAGGUUAUUUCUGCACCUGUGACACAAGCAAACACUAAUGAUAUAUCGGUAAUUAGAAAAUCUGUUAUAACUACUCAGCUAUAACGAAUUUAUUACCUUGAUUUAUAUAAACACCAAUUGGGCCUAGUGAUUCCAUCAAAUUUGUAGUCUCAUUAGAUGCCAUGUCUGACAGCGUGAAUUCAUAACCUCAAUCGUGAUAUAUGACCUUACGUAAUACAAUCUAAGUCUAUUAAUGAAGAUAUGAGGUGUUCUUUCAGUAAGUCGAUAGCGAUUUGUACUACUGAUACAUCACAGAAGUAUUCCUGCUAAUAUUCAUUGACCUAAAUAAAGGGUGUAAAUGAUCCUAAUAUCGAAAGUGCUACUUAAUUCCAAUCUUUGUGAUAAAAAUUCCUUAAUUAGUAUUAUUCUGCUUCUUGAAGCAUUUUAAACAAGUAUUCUCAAUUUUAUUAGAAGUACAGAUGAAUAUCUGAUUACGAUUUGAAAAAUGAUAAGAGGAUAUAUAGUUAUUCUCGAAAAAUUUGAAAAUAUUCAAAAUGUGCAGGCAAAAACCGUCAAUGUCCAUUUUUGAGGAAAUGCACUUUGUGCAUGUUCCGAACUCUUAUGGUUCUUUCCCAAACAGGGAUAUAUUUAGCCUUGUACUUAAGUGGAGAUUGUUAGUCUUUUCCACAAACAUUAGCAUUCUUGAAUAACUACUGAGUAGAAUCAUUUUCUCAAAACUGACAAAAAGUGAACCUUGAUGGUUUUUUCCCUGUAUUCUUCAUUUAGAAUAUUCUGAGAUUUUUUCGUGAGAAAGUAUAGUUGAACUUAUACAGGAUAAACAUAUUUCUUAUAUGUUGUUUCUUCAACUGUGCCUUCAUUUGAAGUUAUACAUAUUUUUUUAUUUUGAGAUGAAUAUUUUUUUAGAUUUGAUAAUAUUAGUAUAUGAAUUGAACUUGUAUUAUAUUUAUUUUGAUUUUUUGCUUGGUUACUUAUUUUAUAGUUGAUCCAUUUCAAAAACCAAGAUUAAUGUACUUUGAAAAUCAAACAUGUGAUAAAAAUCGGAGAUUAUAUUUUUGUGACAUACAUAAUUUCAAAUGCUGCUAAUAUAGUUUUGGCCUAACCUAUAUAAAAUGCUAUUUAUUUGAAAAAAAUGGUGCCAUUCAAAACAAACUGAAACAUACUAUAUUCUGAGAAGACUUAUAUUAUCUCCGUCCUCAUACAAAUUGUAUUUGCUACUAUAUGUAAUAAAUUUUAUAGUCUGUUUUA
Messenger RNA from Harmonia axyridis, 3749 nucleotides. Its product is annotated as band 4.1-like protein 5. Lineage: Eukaryota; Metazoa; Arthropoda; Insecta; Coleoptera; Coccinellidae. Bases 156 to 2588 code for a protein of 810 amino acids. Gene Ontology annotation, molecular function: cytoskeletal protein binding. The transcript is spliced from 10 exons. The record is from RefSeq and is a predicted model, not a curated record. Gene Ontology annotation, cellular component: cytoskeleton.